AUGAACACACGCCCGCCCAUAGAGACGGCGGCCUCUACGGUGGUGCUGUCCGCAUCCUUUAACAGUGAUGCCAGCUGCUUCUCCGUUGGCCUCAACUCGGGAAUAUGCAACUUCAAUGCCGGCAUUGGCCUUGUCGAAAUGAUGGGUACGACCAACUACCUCGCCCUCGUCGGUGGUGGCAGGCAACCCAAGUUUAGCACCAGUAAAACAAUCAUAUGGGACGACAUGAAAGGGAGAGUCGCUAUAGAAAUCGCCUCUCUGACCCCGGUGCGCGGCGUCCGCAUCGGCCGCAACCGCAUCGUCGUCGCGCUCCAGAACAGCGUCCGCGUCUACUCAUUUGCUAAGCCGCCCGACCUCCAGUCAGUGUACGAGACCACGGACAACCCUCUCGGCCUUGUCGCCAUGUCAGACAAGACGAUUGCAUUCCCGGGCAGAACAGUCGGCCAAAUCCAACUUGUCGAGAUCGGUACCGGCAACGUCAGCAUCAUCCCGGCCCACUCGUCCGCUCUCCGAGCCAUCCAACUGAGCCCGGAUGGCGAGCUGUUGGCCACAGCAAGUGAAAUGGGCACGCUGAUCAGGGUGUUCGCAACCACCAACUGUGCUCGCUUGGCCGAGCUGAGACGGGGCGUCGAUCCCGCGACCAUCUUCUCUCUCGGCUUCAGCCCCGAAGGCACCAAGUUGGCUUGCACGUCGGAUAAGUCAACACUGCACGUCUUCGACGUGCCGCAUCCCAAGAAGCCCAUGACCGCGCCGACGAGUCCGACGGCGUCGCAGAUGGCAGGAUCGGGCAUCCUCGCGGGUCGGCCAGCUGACGACGGCAAGGGGCGAUGGGGUUUCUUGGGAAAGAUCCCGCUGAUGCCGCGCCUGUUCUCAGACGUGUACUCAUUCGCGUCUGCGCCGUUUGAGGCUGGCGAUGACCCGCUAGUCGGCGGACUGCCCCUGUCGGACCAGACGACGCUCGGGACGACGAGGCCCCAAAAGGGCGUCAUCGGAUGGAUCACCGAAGACAGUCUUGUCGUCAUCGGCGCCGGACAGGACGCCAGGUGGGAGAAGUUUGUGAUAUCCAAGGGGGACGACGGACGACGAUACGUCGUGCGAGAAGGCUGGAAGAGGUAUUUGGGCAGCGCGUCGUCAUGA
Colletotrichum higginsianum IMI 349063 is the source of this 1137-nucleotide messenger RNA. RefSeq names its product WD repeat domain-containing phosphoinositide-interacting protein 4. The record is from RefSeq and is a predicted model, not a curated record. Gene Ontology annotation, molecular function: phosphatidylinositol-3,5-bisphosphate binding; protein binding; phosphatidylinositol-3-phosphate binding. Bases 1 to 1137 code for a protein of 378 amino acids. Gene Ontology annotation, cellular component: extrinsic component of membrane; phagophore assembly site membrane; cytosol. NCBI's taxonomy places the organism in Eukaryota, Fungi, Ascomycota, Sordariomycetes, Glomerellales, Glomerellaceae. The transcript has 3 exons. Gene Ontology annotation, biological process: protein lipidation; autophagy of mitochondrion; nucleophagy.